Molecule: messenger RNA, 1906 nt
Organism: Rattus norvegicus (Norway rat)
Lineage: Eukaryota; Metazoa; Chordata; Mammalia; Rodentia; Muridae
Gene: Lyg2
Product: lysozyme G2
Biological process (GO): defense response to bacterium; defense response to Gram-positive bacterium; peptidoglycan catabolic process
Cellular component (GO): extracellular region
Molecular function (GO): lysozyme activity
Source: RefSeq, a predicted model, not a curated record
AUGGUACCCUCGGUGGUGUUCUGGGGACUUAUUGCUCUCAUUGGCACUGCCAGGGGCUCAUAUCCUGGGUUCACUCACUCCACAAACCCUCAUGUGCACUCUCGUCUAUACCAUGGCUGCUACGGAGAUGUCAUGACCAUGGAGACUUUUGGGGCUCCCUGUGACAUAAACAAUCUGAUGAAUUGUGGGAUCCACGGUUCUGAAAUGUUUGCCGAGAUGGACUUGAAAGCCAUAAAGCCUUACCGGAUCCUCAUCAAAGAAGUGGGACAGAGGCACUGCAUCGACCCAGCCCUCAUCGCUGCCAUCAUCUCCAGGGAAAGCCACGGCGGGGCUGUCCUGCAAAAUGGCUGGGACCAUAAAGGACAGAGGUUUGGCUUGAUGCAGCUUGAUAAAAACAUGUACCAUCCUAUUGGUUCCUGGGACAGCAAGGAACACCUUCUACAGUCUGUUGGGAUUCUGACAGAAAGAAUUAAGGCACUGAAGAGGAAAUUUCCUACCUGGAAUGCAGCUCAGCACCUGAAAGGUGGUCUGACUGCUUUUAAGUCGGGGAUGGAAACUAUUGUCACUCCUGCAGACAUAGAAGGCGACUUAGUGGAUGACAUCAUUGCCCGUGCCAAAUUCUAUAAAAGACAUGGCUUCUAGGUAGAGAGAGUUACAUUGGUGAGGCACUCAGCUAGUCUCUCUUUCAAGGUUUAACAUUAGCCCAUUUCACUCAAUAGGAGCAAAGAAAUGGUUAAAAUUAUGAAAGAAAGUUCAUCUCCGAAGUUUUCAAUCAAAGCUAGCUAAAGAAAGGAAGGAAGAGAGGUGAGGACAUCCAACCGUUCAGUUGCUUGAACAACUGAAUACGUGCAAGGCCCCAGGUCCCAUCUUUAUCACAAAGAAAACACCCUGACUUCUCGUAUGGUUCCUAGGAAACCUACAUAGACAUACAUAUAACUUGUGGUCAGUAUGAAUAUCAUAGCAUACGGCAUGUGCAUGGUCUAGCUGUAGCCCAUGAUUCUAAUGAUCACCUAAACUCUGCCAGAAUUACUAACCAGAAGUCCCUUUCGCAGUAUCUACCCCAAUUGCUAGGACUCUGCUCAUGAGAUGUGUCUGUCUCGGAGGCCAGAUCCACCCUGGGGCAAUAGACAGAGCAGGGACACGGGUGCUGGCUGUGGCUUUUGGUUGCCUGGUGGGGAGAAGACGUGAUAACCUGUUGGAUUAUGAAGCUUUCGGCAUCUGUGCCAAGUGGCUCCUGGGAUUUUUGCUUUUGUUGGGGAUAUUUGGUGGAUAUUUUCUGCCUGUUUCUUCUCUGAGAAGGAACCAAAUUUUUACUCUCCUUCCUUCAGCCACUUUGUAAAGAGUCAGGUAAAUCUUUCUCUGCCCUGUGAUGGCUCAACCCAGCCUGAGGAAGGGGCCAGAUCAGAACUGGGAAUCAUGGAUUUGGAGACAAGGUCUUGCUCUAUAUCCCAAGAUGUCCUCAAACUCAUAGAAAUCUUCCUGCCUCAGCUUCCUGAAUUCUAGUAUUACAAGUAUGAGUGCCGUAUCUAUAGCGUAAUCAAUUCUAGGGAUCUGACAAGGCCCCAGCCUUACCAGCUAUUAACUAUUGUUCCCAACCCUGCAUGUGUGCAGACUGAGAUAUUCUUCAGAUGACCACACUGCUCAGGGGUGAUUUCUUUUGGGUUUUCCCCUGGAAGCAUCAAUUUCACCCAACACCAGCCCCUUAGAUAUCACCAUUGUAAAGAUAGCUAAUGUGUAGGCCAGGUGUGUCCAAACAGUUCACUGCCUUACUCCCCAAAGGUUUCCUCAGGCUCUCGUUCCGACCGACAUGCAGAGAUGUCCUAGAGGAGGCCACAUAGUAAAGGUGCCUUAAAUUGGCUCCCUCUGCACCAGACCUGUGACAAGAAUGUGGGUACAAGUAGUUAUG